UGACUCAGCCGUACUCCACGGCUGCGCAGUCGGGAUCAGGGAGCCUUCCGCGGACUCUCGCGAGUCCCACCAGGCCCCGCAACGUUUGGGGUGAAUCUCGCGAGACUAGGAGCGGCGAUGGCAGGUGGCCGGCUGGUCGCCGAGGGCCGGCUGAGCGCCGCUUGUUUCGUGCUCGGAGUUUCCGUCGUCCUGGUGCCGGGACUCAUCGGGACCCAGUCCGCUCUCAUCAGUCGUGCGCUGCUGGCACUCUACCUAGCUGUCAUUAACGUCCUGUUACUGCUGUUGUAUCGAGGGCUCCAUUACCAGAUUGCUGUUAGGGCCUGUUUCCUUGGUUUCGUUUGUGGCUGUGGUUUAAUACUGAGCUUUGGAGGAUCAUCGUGGCAACAUUUUGGAUGGUAUUUGUGCUCUCUGAGUUUUUUCCAUUAUUCAGAAUACCUUGUGACUGCAGUUAUUAAUCCCAGGUCCCUCUCUCUAGACUCUUUCUUGUUAAAUCAUAGUGCAGAAUACAAACUAGCAGCCAUGUCUUCCUGGGUGGAAUUCACCAUUGAGAAACUUCUCUUUCCGGAUAUGAAGCAAGUCACAUGGCUCAGUUACCUUGGUUUGCUGAUGGUCCUAUUUGGGGAAUCGCUGCGCAAAGCAGCCAUGCUGACAGCUGGGUCAAAUUUUAAUCAUAUUGUACAGAACGAGAAGGCAGAGUCCCACAGGCUCGUCACCUCUGGAGUCUACUCUUGGUCCAGACAUCCAUCCUAUGUGGGAUGGUUUUACUGGAGUAUUGGCACUCAGGUAAUCUUGUGUAAUCCCAUCUGCAUCGUAGGGUACACGUUGGCCUCAUGGCGUUUCUUCCGUGAACGUAUUGAAGAAGAGGAGAUGACUCUGAUCCAGUUUUUUGGUGAAGACUAUGAACUGUAUAAGAAACAGAUUCCAACACGGCUUCCCUUCAUCAAAGGUGCAAAACUAGAACCAUGAAGUGAGAAAAGACAAUAAGAAAGAAAUGCACAAUCAAAACGGGCUAUGACUACAGGCUGCCGUUAACCCUUAGCACCUCAAUAUUGUUUGAUUUCAAUCUUGAAAAGAAUUCCACAGCUGUUGCUGUUGAGAAUAUCUUAGCUAGCUUCAAUCUGUUAGAGCAAGAGUGUGGUGCUGCAGAGGACAUAUCUGUAAAGGAGCACUGUUGUGGAUAGUGGGAACUGAAUACACAGUGCAAAUUUUAGAGGCCACUCGCUCCAGCUAUUGCUUUGACAAAGCCAUUCAUUAUAGACUUUGUACUUCACAUAAAGACUGUUUUUGACCAAAAAAAUUUCAAGGAGGGCUGCUUUAUACUAUUUAGGGAAGAUGCAUUAUUGCAAUGUACCAACAUACUGUAUCAGGAAAAGUAAAUUCCAUAAUUAUCGGUCUUACUGUAAACACAGAUAAUCAUGGUUUGUUAAAGGUCGGUGGAUUUCCUUUUUAUUUUGUCAUGACCAGAGCCUGUUAUGUUUUGUUCAGGAAGAUGCUGAAAUUAAUGAUAUUUUACAUUGAAAUUUUUUUUUAGAAAAUGGAGGACCAGCUUUUCACCUCUGGAUCCUGGUUACAUAAGCAUAAAGUUUCCCUUACCAAGGACCCUUCAUAAAACUGAUUUGAUGUCUCAACCCAAUUCCUACCAGGCAUGGGCCUGUCUUUCAAAACCUGCUUCUCAUUUUGGAUGAAUUGUCCACUAAAUUGGCUUUCUCACAAGAGAAGUGGGCUGGGAGUGGUCAUAGUUGGGCGACCAUCUGAGAUUGGAGCUGAGUCAUCAUUGGGGUACUGUUGAGGGAGCUUUGCUGUGUGCUGUACCUGACCUGGAACCACUAAAUGGUGACUUUGAGUGCCUGAACUGAAACUGUCUCUUCCCAUCCUUCACCUUGAGAAAAAAUAUACACAAAAAUUGAUCACCACCUAUUCAGUACAAUUUUUGUUACUUCUGCACCAUUGAGGGAGAAUGGGAAAAGUAUUACCAUAUUUAAAUAUGGGGGAAAAAACUGAAAAUGCUGGAAAUGUUAAAUAAAAACAGGUGCUUACCUGAAAUAUUAAGCUAUCUCUUACAUUUUGCAUGCUGACUGAUUCACUGCUUUUGGGCAUUUUCUAGAUUUUGUGGCAGCAUGGUCAUGCUCUUCUAUCACUUCAAUCCCAGCCCUGAGUUACCACGAGCAGAGUUGGUGCAUAUCCACAAGUGCACAAAUGAGGGAAAUUUGCUAUUAGCCACAUUUCCUUUUGGAGUCUAUCAAUUCAUAUCUUUUAAAUUAAAGAAAAACAUGCAUCAAAGCAUAAUCUGUGAUUUUUGAAGUUGUCUGAUUCUAAUAUCAGUUUUUCUUGUCUCCUUCCUGACACUCUUGCCUAGGACCAAAGAACACGAGAACAGUUUCCCAUUGAUUAUUAACCCAUAUCCCAAUUUGAUACUUAUUUAUCCUACAAAGUUUGAACUUUUAAUAACGUUUCUUUUGUGCUGUAUUUUUAAAUAUAGAAACAUGCCUUCUUGCAUCACUGGUAUAACGAAAAAGAAUACUAAGGCAGGUCCUCAUAAUGAACAGUAUCUCAUCCAGUGUAAGGAUAAGGGGAGUGCUUCCAAUAAACUAGCAUAGAUACAAUGAGCUGAGUAGCCUCCAUCUAUACUCGUGUUUCUAUGAUUUUUUUUAAGAUGAGCUAAUAGUGCUGGGGGAGGUGUGGAGGUGUAGCAUGUAUGGCAAGGUGUUAGAGAGCAAAGGCACAACAGCCAGAGGUAGGCUGAAGGGAAUCUUUUAGUGUAUCACCAGCAGAGCUUGUAAUGCUGAAUCAAUUUGCUCAUCAAUGUGAAGGAGUUGGUGAUUAGCAAGCUAGAAUUGUUAAUGUCCACAGUAAUUUGUAUCCAUGUCCAUAAGUCAAGUUAGACAGGAGAAAAUGAAAAGUAAAUUGAAGGCCUUUCUAAAUUACUGCAGGGUAACUCCAUUGUAAUUGUUCUGAUUGGGUAAUUAUCGUAAUUUAGAGAAAUGAUAUGAACUUGUUUCAUCUUUUUAAGUAGCUCAAACUUAAGACAACUCAUUUUGAAGGACAAAUGCCUUUCUGAUUUUUCUUAGUUCAAGUGGACACAUUGAAAGUUUUGCAAUGACUAAAUGUGUGUAGGAAAGUUAUGAAAAAAUUGAAGAUUCUGGAAGUCUGAAAUAAAAACAGGAAAUUCUAGAAACAGUCAGCAAGUAAGCAGCAUCCACAGAAAGAGAAAUAGUUAAUGUUUUGGGUUGAAGAUCUUUCAUCAGAACUGGGGAAGAGAAAACCAGUUCGUUCUAAGGGUCAGGGAGGGAUGGAAAGUUGG
Pristis pectinata (smalltooth sawfish) is the source of this 3301-nucleotide messenger RNA. RefSeq names its product isoprenylcysteine carboxyl methyltransferase (gene icmt). The record is from RefSeq and is a predicted model, not a curated record. The coding region runs from base 118 to 966 and encodes 282 amino acids. Gene Ontology annotation, cellular component: endoplasmic reticulum; membrane. Gene Ontology annotation, molecular function: protein C-terminal S-isoprenylcysteine carboxyl O-methyltransferase activity. Gene Ontology annotation, biological process: C-terminal protein methylation. NCBI's taxonomy places the organism in Eukaryota, Metazoa, Chordata, Chondrichthyes, Rhinopristiformes, Pristidae. The transcript is spliced from 5 exons.